AUGGCUUUCCAACCGCCGCCGCAAGCGCCGCCGAUAUUCACGCACUCGCCCGAAAGCUUGAGCAGCAAAACAGAGCAAGUGAUUGCUUGCAACAAAGAAUUGGUAGAUAACAUUGUCAAAAAUGUCUCGGUGGAAAAGGCAGAAUUCUCGAAUGUGCUGCUUCCAUUUGUCCAAGGGAGGAGUGCCAUGUCUCUUGACAUGAAUCUCAUUGGCUUUCUUCGGUCUGUAACCUCAGAUGCAAAAAUUCGCGAAGCGUCAGCUUCAGCCGAGAAGACAUUCAGCGACUACACCACUGAAUCUUCCAUGCGCGAAGAUUUGUACCUGCUCGUCGAAGCUAUCUACCGCAAGCAAAAAGACGACCCCGCGCUAGAUGCAGAAAGUCGAUUCCUUCUGGAGAAGGAGUACAAAGCCUAUAUGCGCAUGGGUUUUGGCCUACCCCCUUCAAAGCGUGAUCGCCUUCAAGAGAUCAAGAAGCGAUUGCCGGAGCUCUACAUUGCCUUUUCCAAGAAUCUCGGGAAGAAAAAAGAAGGCAUAUGGUUCACACCAGAGGAGCUUAGCGGUGUUCCAGAUGACCUUCUCGAGACACUUGAAAAAGGCCAAGAAUCAAGCGAAAACGAGGGCAAAAUGAAACUGACAUUCAAACCCACGGAACUGCGUACCGCGCAGAAGUAUUGCACGGUCGCAGAAACUCGAAAGAAAUUAUUUUUGGGCUAUGAGAACCAAUGUCAAGAGAACCUCAUCUUGCUCCAGGAAGCAAUCCCGAUUCGCGAUGAGGCUGCGCGGAUGUUGGGCUAUGCCGACCAUGCGACUUUUGUCCUUGAAGACAGGAUGGCCCAGACGCCCAAAACUGUCAAUGACUUUCUGGACGACCUGCGAAAGAGACUGGCAAAUGGCGCCCAAAACGAGCUUGAAAAGCUCAAAGAGCUGAAGCGCAGUGAACCAGGUUGCGUGGACCCAGAUCGCUACUACAUCUGGGAGCAUUCAUACUACAGUACACUGAUGCUGGAACGCGAUUUUCAGCUGGACCAGAAAAUGGUUUCAGAAUACUUUCCACUGCAGACUUGCCUGGCACGUAUGCUCAACAUCUUUGAGGAACUAUUUGGGCUUGUUUUUGUGCAGGUUGAAGGCAGGGACCGGGAUGUCAUCUCGGAGACUGGAAACGGCGACGAUAUUGUGUGGCACCCAGAUGUGCAACUCUUUGCGGUAUGGAAUGAUGCCAACGAGUACAAUGGCUCUGCCUUUGUCGGGUAUCUCUAUUGCGAUCUCCAUCCGCGUGAGGGAAAAUUUGGAGGCGCUGCCAACUACACCUUGCAGCAAGGCUUUUCCACAGACAAUGGCAGCGGUCGCCACUACCCUGCAACAGCGCUGGUGUGCAACUUUAGCGAACCGACUGCCAAAAAGCCAUCCUUGCUAAAGCACGGUGAAGUCGUCACCAUGUUUCAUGAGCUCGGGCAUGGCAUCCAUAAUCUCGUCUCGCAGACGAAGUAUGGGCGCUUGCACGGCACUAAUACAACGCGUGACUUUGUCGAGGCACCGUCCCAAAUGCUCGAAAAUUGGUGUUGGAUAUCGUCACAAAUCCAGGCACUGAGCAAGCAUUGGUCCUACCUUUCGACCGAGUAUGAAAAGUCUUACAUGGACAGCGGCCCCCAUGCCACUGCCACGCGCCCCGAGGAGAAGAUGCCCGAAGCAAUGGUGCAGUCCAUUAUCCGCACGCGAUAUGUCAACGAUGCUCUUCUUAACCUGCGCAUGCUGCAUUACAGCAUUUUUGACAUGGCAAUCCACCAGCCCAAGUCACAUGAGGAAGCCCUCAACAUGGACGUGUCUAAAUUGUUCAACAAACUCCGCCACGACAUGUGCAUGGUGGACGACAUGGGUGAUACAGACAACUACCACUGGGCUCACGGCGCGGCCAUAUUCAGCCACAUAAUGGGAGGUUACGAUGUCGGAUUGUACGGUUACUUGACGUCCCAGGUGUACGCUACAGAUAUGUUCCGCACAGUAUUCAGCAAGGAUCCAAUGAACAAGCAGGCAGGUAGACGGUACCGAGACAUUGUGCUCAAGCCUGGUGGCAGCCGCGAGCCGAUGGAUCUGUUGAGGGAGUUUCUGGGCCGCGAACCUUCGAAUGAAGCGUUUUAUGAAGAGCUGGGUAUUGCUUGA
Messenger RNA from Akanthomyces muscarius, 2157 nucleotides. RefSeq lists its product as uncharacterized. Gene Ontology annotation, molecular function: metalloendopeptidase activity. The coding region runs from base 1 to 2157 and encodes 718 amino acids. The transcript is spliced from 2 exons. Gene Ontology annotation, biological process: proteolysis; peptide metabolic process. The record is from RefSeq and is a predicted model, not a curated record. Lineage: Eukaryota; Fungi; Ascomycota; Sordariomycetes; Hypocreales; Cordycipitaceae. Gene Ontology annotation, cellular component: mitochondrial intermembrane space.